AUGAACAAAAUUAUUUUUAGUUUACUUAUUAUUCAUUUAUUUUUAUUCAAAUUGAUUAUAACAAAACGUAGAAAUGAUGAGAUCAAACAACAAGUUAUUCGUGAAUCUCAUCUAAAUAAAAAUAGUGUUACAAAUAAAAAUGAAGAUCAACAACGUUACUUAGCUGAUAUAAAAUUUGAAGAACGUUGUGACCCUAAAAAUAAAAAUUUCGAACGAAAUUGUUCACCAUUGGAACAAUGUUUAUUAACAUCAUCAACUCAUAAUCCAAUUAAAAAAUAUUCAUUGAGAACAGUGCUGGAACCAAAAGAAGAUGCUAAUCAAUUUCUUGCUUUUUCUAGAAGAAAACGAUUUUUUUAUCUUCUUUCAUAA
Molecule: messenger RNA, 369 nt
Organism: Rotaria sordida
Lineage: Eukaryota; Metazoa; Rotifera; Eurotatoria; Philodinida; Philodinidae
Source: the annotation of a GenBank genome assembly